This is a messenger RNA of Lactuca sativa (garden lettuce), 1136 nucleotides long. RefSeq names its product Polynucleotidyl transferase, ribonuclease H-like superfamily protein. Gene Ontology annotation, cellular component: ribonuclease H2 complex. NCBI's taxonomy places the organism in Eukaryota, Viridiplantae, Streptophyta, Magnoliopsida, Asterales, Asteraceae. Gene Ontology annotation, molecular function: RNA binding; RNA-DNA hybrid ribonuclease activity. The record is from RefSeq and is a predicted model, not a curated record. Gene Ontology annotation, biological process: mismatch repair; DNA replication, removal of RNA primer.
AACCUACCAUUCUUUAAGGCGGGAACAAGCAGGAGUCAAGACAAGGGGACGAGCUCUUGUGCCUGCGUAGAAGUCAUUGACAUGGAAUCGGAAGCUCAAAUUCCAGAAUGGGCAUCAACACCUUGCAUGAUGGGGAUCGACGAAGCUGGUCGCGGCCCUGUUUUAGGACCGAUGGUUUAUGGAUGCCUUUAUUGUCCGGUUUCAUACAAGGAAACUCUUUCCACUUUGGAAUUUGCAGAUUCAAAAACUUUGAAAGAAGAGAAAAGAGAGGAGCUGUUUGAAAGUUUGAAGACUGAUAAAACAAUUGGUUGGGCUGUUGAUGUCAUAGAUCCUAAAGAGCUUUCGGCUAAAAUGUUGCAAAAAAAUAAGAUCAACCUCAACGAGAUAUCACAUGAGUCUGCCAUGGGCCUUGUUAAAAGGGUGCUGGACAUGGGUUAUCUUCUAACCGAGGUUUAUGUUGAUACAGUAGGAGAUCCUGAAAAGUAUACAGUUAAGCUCUCUGCAAGAUUCCCAUCUGUUAAAUUUGUGGUUGCAAAGAAAGCUGAUAGUCUGUAUCCAGUUGUUAGUGGAGCAAGUAUAGUUGCCAAGGUGACAAGGGACCGAGCAUUGAGAAAUUGGGUCUUUGAUGAAACUGCUGAAAACAUGCAUAGGGAGUUUGGAUCUGGGUAUCCUGGAGAUCCUGCAACUAAAGAUUGGUUAGAACAUCACAAACAUCCUGUUUUUGGGUUCCCAUCAUUGGUUCGGUUCAGUUGGGGCACAUGUAAUUCCUACCUCAAAGAUGGAGUCGAAGUGUUAUGGGAAGCAGAUAAAGAAGAUGAAGAUGAGUCCUCAAGUAAAUCGGGAAAGCGGCAAAUGAAGCUGAGUAAUUUAGGUUUCACUGGAAUGAAGAGGAAAAGUGAAGAUAUUGAAUCAAGUGGAAAAGGUCGUUGCAAGUUUUUUGAAUCACGCAAACUUGAACGGGUCACUCGUUUCUAAAUUCUAACAACAAACUUCAUGCAUUGUUGUGUAAUAUGGAUCUUAUCAUUUCAAACGUCAUCUCUCAAAAAUUGUUUUGAAUCUGUGUUUAUGUCGUGAUUUGUGUUCUGAAACUGUAAAUGCGUGACAAAAAUUGGAUAUAAAGGUAAUAAUUAGUUUUA